CAUCUGUGAGAAGAGGGCCGAUCUAUUCAUGCUUUAAAUACUUUUUUAAAAAGUUCUAUUCGUACUACGCGAUGCGUCAGCAGUGCGCUGGUAGACAUCUUAUUUUAUUUCAAACUGGUAUCGGAUCGGUCGAUGCUCAAAGCCUACGUAUCGGGACAGAAAAAGGAGAAUCAGUGCACCCCUAAUUUUAAUGGCUGUUCUCUGUGUGGCAUUGAAGCAUCUAUUGAUGUCCAGUGAAAAGGUGAAAGGUGAAGGCACACAGUGCAUUUUCAUCUGUAACAUGAUGUGAUAUAAUGAGAAACCCUUCAGCUGACUGGUUUAAUGUUGAUCACUGUUCUUUGUUCUGUGCGUGUGCAGGGGUAGAUGGAGGCAUCCGCACGGUGGAGAUCACACGGGGCGCCAGUGACUCCCUCGGGGUGAGUAUAGCGGGAGGGAAGGGCAGCCCGCUGGGUGACAUCCCCAUCUUCAUCGCCAUGAUUCAGGCCAACGGAGUCGCUGCCAAGACGCACAGACUCAAGGUGGCCGACAGGAUCGUCAGUAUUAACGGUCAGUCUGUGGACGGCCUGUCGCACAGCGAGGUCGUCACCAUGCUGAAGAACAGCUACGGGAACAUCAGCCUGAAGGUGGUGGCGGACACCAACAUCAGCGCUAUCGCCACUCAGGUAGAGAGUUUGUCCAGCAGCUCCAGUCUGUCAGCCAGCACGGACGCGCACACAGCAGAGCCAGAAGGUCCGCGACCCCGCAGCAUCAGUCUGGAGAAAGGCUCUGAGGGACUCGGCUUCAGCAUCGUCGGAGGAUUCGGCAGCCCACAUGGAGACUUGCCCAUCUACGUCAAGACUGUCUUCAGCAAGGGCGCGGCGGCAGUGGAUGGGCGUCUGAAGCGAGGCGACCAGAUCCUGUCUGUGAACGGAGAGAGUCUGCAGGGAGCAACGCACGAGCAGGCGGUCGCCAUCCUCAAGAAACAGAGAGGAACCGUCACACUGAACAUCCUGUCAUAACACACAGAAACACACACACCUGCAUGCACACAGACACACACACACAGAAACACCUGUGACAGGUGGAGAUCAAUCACACACAUUUUGACUCUUGGACUACGUAUCAUCAUGAAUCGUGAACUCUGAACUUCCCAACAUGCAAAAAAAGAAACACACUUCCUGUUUGGGCUGGCGCCACUACACACUGAUGUCAGCACGGACAGAUGCGUCUCACAACAAGAGUUUCUCAACCUUGGGUUCUGGUACACAGAUGGGGUCAUAAGAAACGUCUGAUGUACUGAGCCGGGUACUUAGCGGGUCAGCUCAUUGUCAUAUCUCAACAACUACUGGAACAUCUUUGCAUGAAAUUUGCUGUUCAUAUAAUUCUGCCCCCCAGAUCAUUGUUUUUUUUAAAGAUUCUUGCAAAAUACUGUGACUUUUCUUCAUCAGGACAAAUGAUCCACUCAGACAACAGUGAUGGAUUGUGAUGGAAAUCCGAUCCAGGCAUUUGUUAAGUGUUUUUAUAAAGCUUUAGAAUUGAGUAAAGUAGAAUUCAAGUUGAAACAACUGUCUCUUUUCUAGUUGACCAUGUUCACAAUCGUAGUUUAACGUGUUAGCGUGGUAAUAUUUGCAAAUGGAGACUAAACAAAACUAAGGACAAUGUAAUUUGUUUUGCAAGUAUUUGGUCAUAAAGCAAACAGAGUAUUAGACAAAUUACCUGGAAAAAAAGGUUGAACAAUGUAUGAUAAAUCUAUUAAUGACAUAAAGAAGUAUAAGCAGAUGAAUAAAGCCCAAGUCCCUCCCUUCAACCCCUAUGGGAUCUUAUUUCGGGGGAAAAAAACUGUAAAGUAACAUUUAGUUUAGUGUGAAACUGCUCAAUGAACUCCGUCUUUCUAUCUCGCACAAUAUCCAACGUGUUAGCGCAGUAAUGCUAAGCUAACAUUCAUCACUUGCUUGCUGCUAGCUAGGUAGCUUAGCUAUGUUCCACACACAGAUGUAUCUCACCUGAUGUGUUUGAUCCAACGACUCCUGGUCCUUACAUCACAUCAUCUGCACAUGGAAGCUGUUUAACGUUAGCUUCGAUAACGUUAGCUUCAGUGUUAGCUUCAGUCAAUAAGAGAAACGCAACUUUUGGGUUUAUUGUCUUUGUAAUAAUGCAGUUUAGCAUUCUUAUACUUUGACGGUUUUACAAGAAAAUGUAACUUUCUCGGAUCAAAACAUUUGUCUAUUAAGUAUUAUUAAGGUCCCACGGAGGUGCACAGGAACUGGAGGGACUUCCAUCACGUGGUUCCGUCUUCUCAAAUGUGUAUAUUUGUUGGUUUUCUCAAUCUUCUGUGACUGUACAAUGAAUAUUUUGGGCUUUUGGACUGUCUUGGCAUUUUCUGGACCAAACUAUUAAUCGAUCAUUUGAGAAAAUAAUUGGUUGAUUGUUCGACAAUGAAAAUAAUAAUUAUUUGCCGCCCCUAAAAUGUGUUUCAUUAAAUUAACCUGAACUAAAUUUCACAGCAAUCCAUCAAAUAGUUGUUGAGAUAUUUUAGUCUGAACCACAGUUGUGUAGAUGAAAACACCACCAAAGUUUGUAGGAUUCAUCCUCUGGGCACCACAAAUGUCGAUUGUCAACAUAUUUCAGUCUGCUAGUGUCCCAAAAGAGAGAAAUCUGACUCUAAAACAUGGUGUUCAAGCCAGAAAAGGUUGAGAAACUCUUUUUAGAUCCCUUAUCAGUUCAGAAUAUAAUCUAAAACAAAUAAGAAUCAAUAUGGAGGCAGAAUGGAGUGACAUUUAAAUCCAGCCUGCACUAGUUCAUUCAGCUCUACAGACUGACAACAGGGAGGUUUGUUUUCAUGGAUGGAAAAAAAAAUGUUUAUAAUCAAGAGGAACAAAAGGGAAAUGUUGGUAGAAAAGAUGUGACUGACACUGCUGCACACGUUUGCUUAGCAUCUCCUCUGUUAGCCAGUGAGUAGCAGUUUUUAUGAAUGUGGAAACCACCAGAGAGGAGAAGUGUGUGUUAACAUGCCAUGCUAAGUAGCUAGCCAUCAAAAAAGGUACUUUUCAUUCAUCAAACUGGCAGGAAAUGAUCAUUUCCAAACAUGAAAAUUACAACAAUAAGGUUUAAAGAAAUUAUGUUGUAUGUCAUGGGCACACAAAUGGAAAAUUAAACUUCAAUUUAAUUAAA
Molecule: messenger RNA, 3150 nt
Organism: Micropterus dolomieu (smallmouth bass)
Lineage: Eukaryota; Metazoa; Chordata; Actinopteri; Centrarchiformes; Centrarchidae
Product: multiple PDZ domain protein-like
Exons: 6
Coding region: 294-998 (234 amino acids)
Molecular function (GO): protein binding
Source: RefSeq, a predicted model, not a curated record